Molecule: messenger RNA, 948 nt
Organism: Orycteropus afer afer
Lineage: Eukaryota; Metazoa; Chordata; Mammalia; Tubulidentata; Orycteropodidae
Gene: UPK3BL2
Product: uroplakin 3B like 2
Exons: 6
Source: RefSeq, a predicted model, not a curated record
AUGCCAAAUUCUGCCCCAAAACCUGUCCGACCAGUUGUUUGGGAGGAAGGGGCACCACGGGAGGGGCAGCAGGAGGUGCCAGAAGCAGCCUCCCCCAGCCCAGCAGGACGGUGGAGCCUCUGAGGCUGUGGAUGCUGUAGACAGACCCUUGGACAGACAGACGGAGGGACACUUGGCCUGGCCAUGGGGCUCAGCGGGGAACACGUCCUCCUGUCUACACCUCUGCUGCUGCUGUUGACUGGUCUCCGGUGCGGGAUAUGCCUGGAGCAUGUCAGCUACGUGCCCCAGCUGUCAAAUGCCACCCUGGCAGGGAAGCUCACCCAGUCCACCUUCACCUUGGAGCAGCCACUGGGUCAGUUCAGUCAUCUAAGCGUCUCCGACUUUGAUGCCAUCUGGCUGGUAGUGGCUUACAGCAACGCCACCCAGAACUUCACUGCCCCCCAGAGGAUGGAGGAUUCUCCUGCCCCCGCUGACCUAGCCCAGAAGGGUUACUACCUCACACUGAGGGCCAACCGGGCACUCUACCCGGGCAAGCAGGCCGGCAACCAGCUCCAAGUCCUCCGCGUGGGCAACAACACCCACUGCUCACCGACCCAAAAGGGCUGCAACCACCCCCUGCCAGGCCCGGGCCCCUACCGGGUGAAGUUCCUGGUGAUGAGUGAUGACAGGGGGCUUGUGGCUGAGACAGAGUGGUCCAGUGAGACCCGCCUGCAGCAAGCGGAAGUACUCCAGGCUGCGCCGGGGCGGCUGACCACCGGCACCGUGGUCAUCAUCGCCUUCCUGUCUGUCCUGCUGGCCGUGCUCCUCACUGCCCUCCUGGCCCUGCUCAUCUAUACCUGCUUCAACACCUGCGGAAGCACACCCAUUUCCGGCCCAGAGGAGUCCGUGUGCGUGAGACAAUACAACACUCACCACGCGUUCAGCCCUCCAGCCGUGGGGAACCUCUGA